CUCAAAGUUACUACAAGCAUUAUUUCUCCCCUUCCCGUUUCCCUUCUUUUCUAUAUUUAUUCAUUCAUUCAUUACCAAAAUAAAAAGGAACGAUGAGCAGUAUUAAAAGCAAUGAAAGUUACACACGUGAAAAUCAUAACAUCAAUAAUAUCAAAAUUGUUCAUCAUCCAGAAACUGUUCCUAUUCGAAUUAAAUACGCAAAUGAAAUUAGUGUACCUUUUCAUGAAUAUUUAGCACAAACAUGUCCAUCUCUUUUCGGUCCAAAGGCACAGUAUGUUCCUACUCCUUAUUUAAGAUCAAGGCAUUUACAAACCAUUUAUGCUUCUAUUUACGACUCAUCACCGACAAAAAAUGAUAUUACCUAUGAAAGACAAAUAUUAGAAUUUAAGAAUGGUGGAGUUGCUUCAUUAGAUUGGGCUUUCCCUUUAAACCCUAUAUCAGAAGAUACACCUACUGUUGUCAUCUUGCAUGGUUUAACAGGUGGUAGUCAUGAGAACUAUAUUCGCGGUUUACUUCAAAUUAUUACUCGAUCACCUAUCAAUUACAGAGCUGUUGUUUAUAAUGCUAGAGGUUGUGGUUUUACCAGUAUUAAUACCCCUCAAUUAUUUAAUGCUUCUAUUACGGAUGAUCUUCGAGAAGCACUUUCUCAUAUCCAAAAACAAAUUGGUGAAAAGACACCUUUAAUUGGUAUAGGCUUCUCUUUAGGUUCAAAUAUCCUCGUAAAGUAUCUUGGUGAAGAAGGAGAAAAGACGCCGUUCAUUGCCGCGGUUUCCAUAGCAAAUCCAUAUGAUUUAUUAAGUUCUGGUCAAGUAUUGGACCAAGGAUAUUUCUCUCGACAUGUUUAUUCUUAUCGUAUGGCACAGAAUUUGAAAAAUAUAUUUUUAAGAAAUAAAGACAUCAUGUUAAGUCGAGGAGACAUUGAUAUUGAUGAGGUCUUGGCAGCAAAGACAAUACGUGAAUAUGAUGAUGCUUGUACGAAAAAGAUGUCGAAUUACACAACAGUGAACAACUAUUACCGAGAUGGAAGUUGUGUACGCUUCAUUGAGAACGUUCGUAUCCCGUUAUUAUGUAUCAAUGCAUUGGAUGAUCCUAUUUCACGUGCACAUUGUAUUCCAGUAGAUGAAAUUAAAGUAAACCCUUAUAUCAUCUUGGCUGCUACAAAACAUGGUGGUCAUUUAGGCUGGUUUGAACAUACAUAUCGUCCUUCAAGAUGGAUACAUAAGCCUAUUGCUGAAUUUGUUAUUGCCAUGUUUCAGGCAAAUGAUGCUCGUAAGGAUACUAAAAAAUUAGAUACCGACGUAGUUAUUCGUAGUGAAAAGGCAAUCAGAAAAAUUCGAUUUUCUCCAUUGAAUAACCCUAUACCUCCCCUUACAAAGUCUUUAUGAUAUCUUUUGUAUUUUUAUUAUUAUUUUUUUUUUUGUUUCUUUUCUUACAAAUAAAAAAAACCAUUAAAUUAUACUAUAUAC
This is a messenger RNA of Cokeromyces recurvatus, 1466 nucleotides long. Its product is annotated as Alpha/Beta hydrolase protein. NCBI's taxonomy places the organism in Eukaryota, Fungi, Mucoromycota, Mucoromycetes, Mucorales, Mucoraceae. The record is from RefSeq and is a predicted model, not a curated record. Gene Ontology annotation, molecular function: monoacylglycerol lipase activity; acetylesterase activity. Gene Ontology annotation, biological process: medium-chain fatty acid biosynthetic process; medium-chain fatty acid catabolic process. Bases 93 to 1385 code for a protein of 430 amino acids. The transcript has 7 exons.